AAUUCCAAAACUCCAAAGCAGAACCGAGAGAGAGUUCUGAAAGUCGACUUUUCACAAGGGCCCUAGAAACAUUACCGUUUACCGGCAAAAUUGACCAGCAAAACAAGAAGUUCUCAGUUCGCCGGCGAAUAUGAUUGCGUACCUGGAGCGUUUCGUACACGGGAACGACGUCGAGUCGAGGCAAGACGACGAUGACUGUUCGAGCCUGUUUAACGCACUGGACCUCCAGGGCAAUAUCGAUUGCCCUGCAACUGGAUUAGCCGGUAAGGAUUUUGGUGGCUUGUAUUCCUCCAAACCAUUGGCCUUAGUCAGACCUUCUGGAGCCGAUGAUGUGGCUAGGGUGGUUAAAGCGGCGGCGCUGUCACCGAGUCUGACGGUGGCUGCGAGGGGCAACGGCCAUUCAAUCAACGGCCAGGCGAUGGCGGAUCGUGGACUCGUCAUGGACAUGCGCUCCAUGGACGACCAUUUCCAAGUGGUAAGGAUCAACGACACGGCCUUCGUUGAUGUCUCCGGGGGGGCAUUAUGGGAAGAUGUCUUGGAACGGUGCGUCUUGGGGUUCGGGCUAGCUCCCAGGUCGUGGACUGAUUACCUGGGUUUAACGGUGGGCGGGACGUUAUCCAACGCCGGCGUCAGUGGCCAGGCCUUCCGUUACGGUCCGCAAACUUCCAACGUUGCAGAAUUGGAGGUCGUAACAGGCAAAGGCGAUAUUUUUGUUUGCUCGGAGACGGAAAACUCCCAGCUUUUCUUUGGGGCUCUCGGUGGUCUUGGUCAGUUCGGUAUCAUCACCAGAGCUAGGGUCUUGCUACAGCCAGCACCGGACAUGGUGAGAUGGAUAAGGGUCGUGUAUACCGAGUUUGAGGAUUUCACCCGGGACGCCGAGUUUCUGGUGACUCGGAGAGAGGGCGACUCGUUUGAUUACGUGGAGGGCUUCGCGUUCGUGAACAGUGACGACCCGACCAAUGGCUGGCCCUCGGUGCCGUUGGACCCGAACCAGGCAUUCGAUCCGACUCGUAUUCCUCAGACUGCCGGCUCCGUCAUCUACUGUCUUGAAGUAGCUUUUCACUAUCGAAACAAUGGCCACCCCUCGACCGUUGAUAGGGUUGUGAAUAGAUUGCUUGGACGGUUAGGAUUUGACGAGCAUUUAAAGUUUGAGGUAGACUUGAGUUACAUGGAGUUUCUAUUACGUGUGAAGCGUGCUGAGGAACAUGCCAAGGCGAAUGGAAUCUGGGACGCGCCUCACCCUUGGUUGAACCUAUUCGUAUCACAGUCAGACAUUGUUGAUUUUGAUCGCCACGUGUUCAAGAAUAUCCUUAAGGCAGGAAUUGGUGGGCCCAUGUUGAUCUACCCUCUUGUGCGAAGCAUGUGGGAUACUCGGACUUCUGUUGUGUUGCCAAAAGACGAGAUCUUCUACAUAAUUGCAUUGCUACGUUUCAGUCCUCCGGACCCAAAGGGGCCUUUAGCUGAAAAACUGGUAGCGCAGAACCACGAGAUUAUUCAGUGUUGCAUUAACAAGGGCUUUGAUUUCAAACUGUACCUCCCUCACUAUAAAUCUCAGGAGGAAUGGAAGGGACAUUUUGGGAACCAAUGGACAAGAUUUGUAGAAAGGAAGGCGAUUUUUGAUCCGUUGGCCAUCCUUGCGCCUGGACAGAAAAUCUUUUCGAGGAUGAUACAUCACCUUUAGUCCGGCCAAUCGCAAUCCGAUCUGGUCAUCAAAUUGUGAUUAAGAUUGUAGGCAUUUGUGUUCAUCGUAGUAAUUCCAUCGUUGGAUGAUGAGGUUUAUCGA
Carya illinoinensis is the source of this 1783-nucleotide messenger RNA. RefSeq names its product cytokinin dehydrogenase 7. The transcript has 4 exons. Bases 131 to 1681 code for a protein of 516 amino acids. The record is from RefSeq and is a predicted model, not a curated record. Gene Ontology annotation, biological process: cytokinin metabolic process. Gene Ontology annotation, molecular function: cytokinin dehydrogenase activity; FAD binding. Lineage: Eukaryota; Viridiplantae; Streptophyta; Magnoliopsida; Fagales; Juglandaceae.